Messenger RNA from Panicum virgatum (switchgrass), 822 nucleotides. RefSeq names its product F-box/FBD/LRR-repeat protein At1g16930-like. NCBI's taxonomy places the organism in Eukaryota, Viridiplantae, Streptophyta, Magnoliopsida, Poales, Poaceae. Gene Ontology annotation, molecular function: protein binding. The coding region runs from base 1 to 822 and encodes 273 amino acids. The transcript is spliced from 2 exons. The record is from RefSeq and is a predicted model, not a curated record.
AUGGAUUCGGCCGGUGAUCCUAUCGAUCGGAUCAGUGCCCUUCCCAACGAGCUGCUGCACGCCAUCCUCGCCGCCGUCGGCGAGGCGACCGCUGUCAUGCGCACGGCCGUGCUCUCCAAGAGAUGGCGUCGCGUGUGGAUCCACGCCCAGCGCCUCAAGCUCGAGGACACCGAAGUACUGGUGCGCGACGCCGCCACGCGGGCCUGCUGCUUUGCGGGUUUCGUGGACUGGGUGUUGGCUCACCGCGGCGACGCCAGCAUCGGAUGUCUCGAGAUCAGAAUGUCCGAGGAGCACGACGGCACGGUCUUGCAGGAGCGGGCCAACGAGUGGCUCCGCUACGCCGCGCGGCACGUCGCCAUUCGCCAAGGCCUUCCCGGCGCCAAGUAUGAAGCGCUUACGGUUCUCGAGCUCUCCGGCGCCGCCUUCGACGAGGACGCGUCUGGCGGCGAUGUGCGCACGUGCACCCUCGGCGGCUUCGUGUCGUCCUGCUGCCCUCGCCUGCGCAAGCUCUACAUCGGUUUACCUCAAGGGCUGCCGCAGCUGGUGAUCCACUCGGAGAUGCUGGAAGAGCUCAGGCUCUUCCUGGCGGAGCUGAGAACGCUGGACGUGGCGGCGCCUAGCCUCCGUGUCCUGAAGCUCGAGCUCUGUUUCCACGACGCGACAUCAGUGGUCACGAUUGCGGCUUCGAUGCCGAGGCUCGAGGAGAUGGCACUCUCCUACCAGGCCAUCAACGGGCCUCCGAGCCUGGACAUACAUGACAGGGGUAGCUGUAACGAAUAUGACUCUAUUAGGCCAUUAUUUGUGAUUUUGGUGAUUGUGUGA